AUGGCGGAUAGAGGCUCACACAGAGGCGGCGGCCGAGGAGGCGGAGGUGGCUACCGCGGCGGCCGGGGCGGAGGAGGAGGUCGCGGAGGAGGUGGCGACCGCGGAGGAAACCAGGGGUCCGGCGGUGAUCGAGAGAGACCCAAGAAGGAGAACAUCCUAGACUUGUCCAAAUACAUGGACAAACAAAUCACCGUCAAGUUCAACGGUGGACGUGAAGUUACCGGCACACUCAAGGGAUACGAUGCCUUGAUGAACCUGGUCUUGGACGAGGUCCAGGAAGUUAUGAGAGACGAAGAAGGAAACGAAACUACCCGGUCCCUCGGCCUUGUCGUGGCCCGUGGUACCCUGCUUGUUCUGGUCAGCCCUGUUGACGGCAGCGAGCCCAUAGCAAACCCCUUUGCCCAGCCCGAGGAGGAAUGA
Molecule: messenger RNA, 420 nt
Organism: Colletotrichum truncatum
Lineage: Eukaryota; Fungi; Ascomycota; Sordariomycetes; Glomerellales; Glomerellaceae
Product: LSM domain-containing protein
Biological process (GO): mRNA splicing, via spliceosome; nuclear-transcribed mRNA catabolic process
Cellular component (GO): U12-type spliceosomal complex; catalytic step 2 spliceosome; Lsm1-7-Pat1 complex
Molecular function (GO): RNA binding
Source: RefSeq, a predicted model, not a curated record